UGGUAAACACAAAAAACCAACCGUGUACGGAAAACAAAAACAAACACACCGAGUGAAUCCAACAGAAAAGUGAUAGACAUCGUCGCGAAAGCACGCAAUUGUAUGUUCGCUCCGGUGCCUUCGUUGCGAUCCGAGUUGAUCAACAAAAAGAGAAACUGUACUUCACGAGGUUUUUCUCUACACCGGGAUCGUGUUUUUAUAUCACACGAUUUACUAGACAAAUAUAGAAUUAAUGAAGGAAUAAUACUUAAUGCCUGGCUGUAUCGCAUCCACCCCCCCGGCAGAACGCGAAAUGAUAACGAGUGUAUAGAUUACGUGAGUGCUUAUAUUGUAAUACUGAUACAGGCGUAACUCGCCGUGUGGUGUGUUAUUUGAGCAGUUUAUGGUUUACAUUUUAUUUGAUCGGCCGUGGGAAGAAACAAGCAUAGUUUAAAAGAGAAACAUCGGCAGAAAAUUUGUGUCGCGUGAGGUGAAAAAAUUUGGGCGACCAUUUUAAUGGGCCGUGUUAUUAAAAGAAAAAUGAGAAAUUAAACGUUUAGCAGGCAAUAACCUUCGAUAAAAGUGAUCUCGCAAUAAAGAUUGAUUAUUUUUAUGUGCUCAAUAUUGAUAUCCAUGUAAAAAAGUUUUCGACAACCAAAAAUAUGGCAGAACACAAUCAUGCGUACUGCUGCAGAUAAUGAAUUUCUUUUGAUUCCAUAUUAGCCGGAAAAGCAUCGUUUCGAAUGCGACGAUUGAGGACAAAGAAUAGGUCUUCAUACGGAAACACCCUUCUGGCAUCGCUUAUCGGCGCAGUACUGAGUAUCUAAACUAUAGCAUAAGGAGCACAUUCGGUGCAUUCCAUUGCAUUUGUGUGGAUGUGUACGUGUGCCGCAGAUACUGGAGUAGAGUAAAGACUGCAGGUAUCAGGAAAUGGAAACCUAAUACGUAACCCGCAACUGGAGAGUCCGUACGAGUGCAUCGUAACCAGCAUGCACCGUCUUCGCACCCGUUUGCAGCAUGUAUUCGUGAGGUUGUGGUUCUGGAAGGAACGCAUAUGAACGACGGUGUGAUCCCCCCGAAAUGUUCGACAAUCGAUGUGCUGAAUAGUAUGAAUGAAAUUUUAUACCGUCCUCAGUGAGAUUGCAGUGAGACGACGAAGGGUGCAGUGUGAGACCGAGCGAGAAAACGAAUAAGUUUUUGUGACCCAAAUUGCAGCCGCGUUGUCUGUGGUCCUGAUUGAGUGUAAGGGUCAUCCUGUGAGCAAAAGAGGACAGCUGAGUUGAUUCAUCUUCGGGGUUGCUCCGAAUGGGAGGCGGUACAAAAAUAUUGGGUAUGCUGAGUGCAGUACAUAUGGGAUGGUGAGGUGUAGGGGUGGAUGUGCUAUGUGGGAAAUGCAGUUGUAAUUGCAUUUGUCGUCGCGAGUCGAACCUGUUAACUGAGUGUUGGGGUAAUUAUCUUGGACUGUUCAGGGAGUUCGUGGCAAAAGUAUACGAGUCGGAGGAAUAAAUCAAACGACAAAAUGUCAAUUUCCAACGGGAAAACUUCCUCUGAUAUUGAGAAUGCGGAAUGGAACUCAACCGGAAUGUUGACUCAUCACAGGUACGGCUCCAGCAGCAGCCAAGUUUCCCAGAGCAGUGGUGACAUCUGCCGCAUCUGUCACUGUGAGUCUGACACACUGAACCCGCUACUGACGCCAUGCUACUGUUCAGGCAGCCUUAAGUUCGUCCAUCAGACCUGCCUGCAGCAAUGGCUCACCGCGUCCGAAACGAAUGCCUGCGAGCUGUGCAAAUUUCCCUUCAUCAUGCACACCAAGAUCAAGCCGUUCAAUGAGUGGCGUAGCUUGGAAAUGUCCGGAGUGGAGAGGAGGCGCCUGUUCUGCGCUGUUCUGUUUCACUGUGCGGCCGCAUUAUGCGUGAUUUGGUCCCUUUGUGUGCUGAUCGAACGGGCAGCGGAAGAAGUGCGUCGAGGAUUAAUUGGAUGGCCCUUCUGGACGAAGCUGGUGGUGGUGACGGUUGGACUAACCGGGGGCGUUGUUUUCAUGUACAUCCAGUGUAAGCAGUACUUGAACUUGUGCAAUCGAUGGCGCGCGAGAAACAGGAUUCUCCUGAUUCAGAAUGCCCCUGAGAAAAUUCACCCUCCACAAUCACCGGUGAUGCAUCAGUUCCGGCGCGUCCGUACCGCAGUUGCAAGCGCUGGCGUGAAUGGCGGUAACUGUGGUAGCGGUGGAGGAGGAAGUAGCGUAAGCAAUCAUUCUGUCCCCAUUGGGGUCACAGUCCGCGGUUUCGAGCAACAAUUAAUAGGAGCUGUUGGUGGGGACCAUCAGUGUGAAUCGCAGAUUAACCAGCAAGGUCACAUUAUUGCGGCCAAUAUCGAGAACAGUUCUAUCAACUAUGACCGAGAUUGGACGUUGGACGAUAUCAGUCAGGUGUCGUUUAAACCGUGCAUACAGGGAAGUGGCAGUCUGACUCCGAUGCCGUUCCAUGACUCCGCACAUAACAUUUGCGAUGGAAGUGGAAGUGGAAGUGCGGUAGGCGUUGCGAGCCAUCGGUAUUCCGCGAUAUCCGGUUCAUCGCAAACGGUUCACGAAGAAGACGAGAAGCAGCGAAGCGCUGCCUACCUUGAACAGAACAAUGGUAAUUGUAGUAAUAGUAUUAAAACGGCAGAUUUAAAUUUGUUUAAAGUGCCGAACGCAGAACUGAAUAGUGUUAAUAAUAAUACAGAAGUGCCAUCGGAACCGAAUGCUGGUCGACAUCCGAACACAGCAAUAUUUCUAGAAAAUCGAGACAUCUUGGACGAUCCUCCAUACCACGAUCCGUCGGUAUGUCCAUCGAAAUUGUACUACCGACGGCCAACUGCGGUGGGUAACGAUAGCCAGGUCCAUCACCCCAAGCAGAUAGAUCCACGACAUGACUUCAGGCGGUCUUCUGAUACUAAACUUCUCCAGCAGAACCACGUGAUGCUGAGUGAAAAAUCCGCUGGGUACUGUCCUACCAAAGAUCAGGUCCUCCUCAACCCGAAGAGCAUAAUUGACGAUAUGACAAACUACCUGGGUUCGGUUAUAACGCGAGAGGAUGAGCAGUGUUCUGCGAACCCACAGCAAGCACAACAGCGAUAUCAUCGGCACAUCGUAACAACAGCUGGUAGUCCCAGUCAUCUGUUCCAAACCACCGAUAUUCAAUUCAACAGUUCCGUCGGGGAACAACCAAGCAGUCGACCCGUAUCAACUGAGGACGAUACCCUCGAAGUCAACAUCCAAGUGAUGCUGGAACUGGAUAUUGGCAACAUCCGACAACUGCUCGUGAAGAAACGCUCGGACGACAAUAUUUCCCAGCGUACGUCCUCCCUGUAUUGCCAGGACGAUCCGUCCUCUCCCUGUUUGGGUUAUCCCGAUGGGCGUCCGGUGUGUUCAUCUUUCUCGAAUUCCCGACUGCAGCAGGUCAGCGCACCCAGCCACACUAAAAUCCAAAUGCCUCCAGAAUACCACGCCGUCCGUCAGCCAGAAUGCAGCAGCAGUAGUACCACCCAGUUCAGCAGUAACCGAUUGAAGCUGUUCAAGUCCCUCCCGAAUUUGAGUGCCAGCAGCGAAAAUCUGCUGCCACCGCCCAAACACAUCGACUAAGACUUGCUCAUGUUUGCGUUUGCUGCUGUUGCGUUCAUCGAACUAGGUAAUGCCUUUUUGUGAUAAUUUCAAAACCGAGCAGCCAAGAUUUCGUUCUGUAGUUGGAUAGGAGGAAAGCCAUUUACUUAAUUAAUACAAAGUAAAGAAAAACGCUUUACAAUAUGAUACGUUGUAAUUUCGAAUCGGGGGCGAACCGAAGCAGAAUAAUCUAGCAUCACAUCAGCAUUUUAGACAGGAAUAACAACUAGUUGAUAGAUGAGCAGAUGUUAAAAGAAAAUCACUGCAACUGAGAAAAACUUAAAUAUUUUUGAAUAAGCGAGGUAAAUUAACUAUUUACCAUGUCAGAGAUAUGUUUGUGGAAUACUAGAGAAGGAGGAAAGUUUGGGAUGAGCGAAGAAGUAUCGAGGGAAUGGAUGCGUGAAAGUUGUACGAUCGAAAUAACUGAGAGUGGUUGAGGUAGUAGCGAGAAAAUGCAACUUGUGACUUAUAUAGGAAACAUGUGAAUGAUUAUUCUAACGGUGUUACAAUAGUACAGUUUUGAAUUUUCCGUUUAAAAUAGAACGUAUUGAAGAA
Messenger RNA from Toxorhynchites rutilus septentrionalis, 4171 nucleotides. RefSeq lists its product as uncharacterized. The transcript has 5 exons. Lineage: Eukaryota; Metazoa; Arthropoda; Insecta; Diptera; Culicidae. The coding region runs from base 1499 to 3598 and encodes 699 amino acids. Gene Ontology annotation, cellular component: cytoplasm; lysosome; early endosome membrane. The record is from RefSeq and is a predicted model, not a curated record. Gene Ontology annotation, biological process: antigen processing and presentation of peptide antigen via MHC class II; immune response; protein polyubiquitination. Gene Ontology annotation, molecular function: ubiquitin protein ligase activity; MHC protein binding; zinc ion binding.